GACAGCGAUCUCUCGAAGAAUGCAAUUUCCUGUGCAACUUCUUCAUUCAAUUUUACAGAUAUAAUCCUUUUAUGCUCGUGUCGUGUGAUUUACCGAGUCAACAUAUUAAUUGUUAUUUAAGCAUAAGAAAAAUGGACAAUUACAUAAAAUUACGUAAAGAAUUUAUAAGAGUCUCGCAAUGUCACAUCGACACGGAGGCAUUGAAACAACUGAAACAUUUUUAUUCGUACGACAUCUCCAAUCGACUUAUGGACUACAUAAACGACUUUGAGUGCUUCAUAGGAAUUUUGGAGAAACGCCGUAUAUUGGGAUAUGAUCAAAUCCUGCCACUAAAAUUUAUUUCAGAAACCUUUGUAAAAGAUCCUAUAUUGGAUGAGAUGUUGGAACGGUAUGAUACAUGCUUUCGAAGUUGUCUACCGGUCUCGCUGUAUAAUUACUAUGCAGACGAUAACGUUUUACCUGAUUUUGAAUCGUUGAGUACUCAAGAGAACUUAAAAGGUGCGUCGUCUCUAACUUGUCAUGCUCCGAGGUUUGAAAAUGGUGGCACAAAAAUAUCAAAAUCUCUGGGUGAUUCGGAGGAUAAAUUGCAAGGAAAAAUAUUAACUGGUGUAAGCGAACAAUUAGGUUACUAUUGGAAAGAUGUGGCUAGACUUUUGGAUUUAAGGGAACAUGAAAUAAAUGCAAUAGAUGCAAAGUACCAUCCAAAUUUAAAGAAGAAAAGUUAUGAGGCACUGAAAUUCUUUAUGGAAAAAAAUGCUAGUGAUAAAAAAUGUUGGAAAUUAAAAUUAUGCCGAGCACUAGACACAGCUCGCAGAAGGGAUCUUAAGGAAAUGGUUGAAGAUAUAUUAUAUUAAACGAAGGAGAUGGAUAGGUUACUUGUUCUUCUUCAAAUAAAAUUUAUAUUUCACAUUCAAAAAAAUAAU
This is a messenger RNA of Orussus abietinus, 923 nucleotides long. It is a transcript of the gene Fadd, whose product is annotated as fas-associated death domain protein. Gene Ontology annotation, molecular function: protein binding. The record is from RefSeq and is a predicted model, not a curated record. The transcript is spliced from 4 exons. Gene Ontology annotation, biological process: signal transduction. Lineage: Eukaryota; Metazoa; Arthropoda; Insecta; Hymenoptera; Orussidae. Bases 72 to 854 code for a protein of 260 amino acids.